AUGUCUAAGCGCGAUCGUGAUGGAAACAUGCGGUCCAAUGAGGCCAAGCAGAAGCCCGCGGCACCCGUGACGCAGUUUACACCCAUGUUCACCAAAUUCCGCGACGAGCUGGACGAGCACCACGACCGGAGAGAGCGCAUCAUCAAGGCCUCGAGAGACGUCACUGCUCUGAGCAAGAAGAUAGUCAACAAGCUCGGUGAACUCCCCAACUUCGCACAGAAGGAACUCAACACCCGCAUGGAAGAGAUCAAGAACCACCUCACCUCAAUCGAGGGCGACAUCCAGGGCAUCAAUCGCUACCGCUACGCCUACUCCCUUCGCUGUCUCGAGGAACUUGUCGAGGCCCUCUCCUUCACCCACUACCUGCGUACCCAGACCCUCAUCAGCCCAGAUGACACAGCAGCCGCGGUCCCGGCAAACGUGCCUCUGACCGAGAACGACUACAUGUACGGCCUCUUCGACCUGUUCGGCGAGAUGAUGCGCUUCGCCACCGUCACGACAGCCCAAACGGGACAGCUCGCCGGCGUUGAGGGCCGCAACAUCCUGCAGGAUAUUCACGAGCUGAGCAGCUGCUUCGAGAUCCUGCCAGAGAUUCCGACCAAGGACUUCAGAGGAAAGAUGGAGGUUAUGAGGCAGUCGGUGCGCAAGGUGGAGAAGCUGGGCUACGGUCUAGCGAUUCGGGGCACAGAGAGGCCAAAGGGCUGGGUGCCUGAUAUGAAGGAGGACUUUGACCCCUCUUCUCUGGAGUGA
Molecule: messenger RNA, 750 nt
Organism: Colletotrichum chrysophilum
Lineage: Eukaryota; Fungi; Ascomycota; Sordariomycetes; Glomerellales; Glomerellaceae
Exons: 2
Coding region: 1-750 (249 amino acids)
Cellular component (GO): cytoplasm; nucleus
Molecular function (GO): sequence-specific DNA binding; RNA binding; RNA endonuclease activity
Source: RefSeq, a predicted model, not a curated record